Messenger RNA from Phyllostomus hastatus (greater spear-nosed bat), 1620 nucleotides. It is a transcript of the gene MYBPHL, whose product is annotated as myosin binding protein H like. The transcript is spliced from 9 exons. NCBI's taxonomy places the organism in Eukaryota, Metazoa, Chordata, Mammalia, Chiroptera, Phyllostomidae. The coding region runs from base 436 to 1500 and encodes 354 amino acids. Gene Ontology annotation, molecular function: protein binding. The record is from RefSeq and is a predicted model, not a curated record.
AGCAGUUAAGGGUGUGCCCAUAAGCUAACCUUGGAGCCCCUUUCUUUGGACCUAAACACCCUGUUGGAUGAGCUGGAGUCCAGGAAUCAGAGGUCCCAUUUGGAUGGUCUGUGCGUGGGGGAGCAGGAGGAGCUGUUUGAAGUUCAAGCUCACUCCUCUUCCCUGGUGCUGUGAGGGGUGUCAUCUCACUGCCAAGAUAACAGGGCCACCUCGGCCCUCCUCCUGUGGCUAUUCUGGGCUGCUGUCUGAUCCCCUCACUUUCCCCAGCCCCUGCCUCAGCCCUUCUGCUGAGAGUAGCUGGGUAGGGAGAGGCCAGCCCAAUUAGAGAACCCUGUGGCAGGGACCCCUAGAGAGGCUGAAGAGCAGGUGCUCAGCCCCUCCCUCAGCACCAACAGUGAAAAUCUGCCGCUGGAACCCUGCCUUGGGUGGCCCAGCAUGGAGGCAGCCACAGUGCAGGAGGUGGCCUUGGGAUCCAUGCUGAAGGUGAAAGAAGCCAGCCCAACGGAUGCUGAAGAGCCCCAGACUUCACCUCGACAGGGGACCAGCAGCCCCAUUCCCCAGCUCCUGGCCCCUCUAGAAGAGCACCCUAAGAUCUGGCUACCUCGGGCCCUGAGGCAGACCUACAUCCGGAAGGUUGGAGACACUGUGAACCUACUAGUUCCAUUCCAGGGCAAACCCAAACCUCAAGCCUCCUGGACACAUAAUGGCUGUGCCUUGGAUGCCAAUCGUGUGAGCGUCCGGAAUGGGGAGCGGGACUCCAUCCUCUUUAUCCGAGAAGCCCAACGUGCUGACUCAGGAUGCUACAAGCUCAGUGUGCAGUUGGGCGGCCUGGAGGCCACUGCCACCAUCGACAUCUUGGUUAUCGAAAGGCCGGGCCCUCCCCAGAGUAUCAAGUUGGUGGACGUUUGGGGCUCCAGCGCUACCCUGGAGUGGACACCUCCCCAAGACACAGGCAACACGGCACUCCUGGGAUACACGGUGCAGAAGGCUGACACAAAGUCUGGGCUGUGGUUCACGGUGCUGGAGCGUUAUCACCGUACCAACUGCAUCAUCUCCAACCUCAUUGUCGGCAACUCCUAUGCAUUUCGAGUCUUUGCUGAGAACCAGUGUGGGCUCAGCGAGACAGCCCCCAUCACUGCCGACCUUGCCCACAUCCAGAAAGCAGCUACUGUUUACAAGACCAAGGGGUUUUCCCAGCGAGAUUUCUCUGAAGCCCCAAAGUUCACCCAGCCUCUGGCAAACUGCACUACAGUCACCGGCUAUGACACCCAGCUCUUCUGCUGUGUCCGGGCCUGUCCCAAGCCAAAGAUUACCUGGCUGAAGAAUAAGAUGGAUAUCCAAGGCAACCCCAAGUACAGAGCCCUCACUCAUCUGGGGAUCUGCUCACUGGAAAUCCGCAAGCCUGGCCCCUUUGAUGGGGGCAUCUACACCUGCAAGGCAGUUAACCCCCUGGGGGAGGCAUCCGUGGACUGCCGCGUGGAUGUGAUAGCUCCUCUUUGAGACCCCCGAAGAGGACAGGAAACUUGACUGGUGAGAUUGUGUUCUUAAGGAGCUCCAGCAUAUCAUCUGGUUUGGAUGGAUCUAAAUAAAUGUGUGGCUCCUUGGUUAUAAGUGUCCAUC